UGACUGGGACUUCUGGAUGGAGACGGAGGUUGUGCGAGGUGAGAGAGAGUUGGUGUUGCCGGAGGUGUCGAGGACUUCUCAUGGGGGUGUGUCUGGCUCUCACUCCGGUGGUGACCUGGGGAGGUGGUACAGGGAUAAACCUCUCUCCCACCUGCCUCACACUCGUCUCAACCUCACCGCAGUGAGGAGAGAGACCUAUGAAGAGAAUAUAUUGGAAGAGUUGAAGCGAGCUCGGCCUCUCAAUGUAUCAGACCCCUUCCGUCUCGUGAUUCCCAUCAAUCAGAGUGCAGGUGUCUGGUUGGCCCGGGUCAAGAUGAACUACGUUGAAGACAGCAGUGCCUUCAGAAUUCUGGCACAGGCACUGGAAGUGUGGCACGCUGACGCCCGGGAUCACCACUUCGGGCUAUGGAGAAUCCCAUACCAAGGUGUUAUUAUCUUCAUCGUGGGCGUCCCUUACUCCAAGUACAGCUCGCUUGUAGAGGGUGCUGGACAGGUUCUCCACUCAACACCUGCCCUUCAUGCUGCCAUCCUGAACAAGGGCCUUGAGCUAGAGAAUAUGUCUUUGGAAGCCCAUCAGUCCAAUGAUUUCCGCCAUAUCUUAAGCUUGGAUGUGGAGGAGAGGUAAGGAAGUUUUUUUUUUUUUUUUAUUUAGAGAAAGUGUGAUGCUGUGUCGAGACCAAAAAUGUUUGUGGCACAUACAGA
Cherax quadricarinatus is the source of this 702-nucleotide messenger RNA. NCBI's taxonomy places the organism in Eukaryota, Metazoa, Arthropoda, Malacostraca, Decapoda, Parastacidae. The record is from RefSeq and is a predicted model, not a curated record.